Molecule: messenger RNA, 1732 nt
Organism: Oncorhynchus masou masou (cherry salmon)
Lineage: Eukaryota; Metazoa; Chordata; Actinopteri; Salmoniformes; Salmonidae
Product: nascent polypeptide-associated complex subunit alpha
Exons: 9
Coding region: 99-1631 (510 amino acids)
Biological process (GO): protein targeting to membrane
Cellular component (GO): cytoplasm; nascent polypeptide-associated complex
Source: RefSeq, a predicted model, not a curated record
GACCCGGAAGAAGUUAGCGCAAAAUGUGAUAUCGGGAGCCCGAGGUCAGAAAUUCUCUCUCAACCAUCUUGGAUAUAGAAUCCUAACUCGACACAAGCAUGCCUGGUGAAGCUACAGAGACGGUCCCGGUCACUGAGCAGGAGAUGCAGCAGCCACAAGUUGAGACUGGGGUGUUGCGUUCCUCUGCUCCCCCUGAGAUGGCUGUGUCUGACGUGACCAAGGCAGCCGCUUUGGAGAGUCCUGUGCCUCUAGGAUCCGCCACUGUUCUUCCAGAGAUCGAAUCCCAACCGGUGUCAGAAAUGGCUUUAGGAGAGGCAUCUGGUGGACAAAUUAAUGGUGUAGAAGCAACACCUGAAGUUGAAGCAGCCAUUGUUGAAGAACGUAAAGAAACUGCUGAACAACAGGUCACCCAAGCACCGGAAGAGGUCAUCAUUCAAGAUUCAGCUGAAGUUAUAGAGGCUACCGUGGCAGCCACUCAAGAUGCAGUGGGUGCCGAACCCGUGGCAGUGGCUGCAGAACCCGUGGCAGUGGCUGCAGAACCCGUGGCAGUGGCUGCAGAACCCGUGGCAGUGGCUGCAGAACCCGUGGCAGUGGCUGCAGAACCCGUGGCAGUGGCUGCAGAACCCGUGGCAGUGGCUGCAGAACUCGUGGCAGUGGGUGCCGAACCCGUGGCAGUGGCUGCAGAACCCGUGGCAGUGGCUGAAGAGACUCCGGUCCAAGAACCAGCACCUGCUGCUAAAGAGCCAAUCGCAGACACUAUUGAUGGGAUGGCACGUGUAACUCCAGAAGUCACCCCCGAGCCUGCAGUCGAGAUGAUCACUGAAGAGUUGGAGACUGUGAGUCUGGAUCCAGCUCUUGAUGAUGCCGUAUUAUGCACUGAAGUGGUCAGCUCGGACACUGGGGCCCCAGAACCUGAAGCACUGCCUGCUGAUAUGACCAUUGACACGCUAAACGAAACUUCUGUUGAGAAAGACCCAAUUGCGGCCCUCUCUGAGGCCGUCCAGACGAAGGUGAUGUCAAAUCGCGCAGGCCCGCCCGUCUCCACCUGUCUCCUGUCAGGGUCGGGCACUGAAUCGGACAGCGAUGAGUCUGUACCAGAUCUGGAGGAACAGGACUCCGCACAGACACAGCAAGCACAGCUUGCAGCUGCUGCAGAAAUAGAUGAGGAACCCGUUAGCAAAGCCAAACAGAGCCGUAGUGAAAAGAAGGCACGAAAGGCAAUGUCAAAGCUGGGUCUCAGGCAGGUGACGGGGGUCACCAGGGUUACCAUUCGCAAGUCUAAGAACAUCCUAUUCGUCAUCACCAAACCAGAUGUCUACAAGAGCCCUGCAUCAGACACUUACAUUGUCUUUGGUGAGGCCAAGAUCGAGGAUCUCUCACAGCAAGCCCAGUUGGCAGCGGCAGAGAAGUUCAAGGUACAGGGAGAAGCUGUGUCGAACAUCCAGGAAAACACACAGACGCCAACCGUACAGGAGGAGAGUGAAGAGGAAGAGGUUGACGAGACCGGGGUCGAGGUGAAGGACAUUGAACUUGUGAUGUCACAAGCCAAUGUGUCGCGAGCGAAGGCUGUACGCGCCCUGAAAAACAACAACAACGACAUUGUCAACGCAAUUAUGGAGUUGACGAUGUAGGCUGCUGGAGUCGACGGGGUUCUGAAAGGUUGCUGAUUUUAAUCUAUCGUUGGUACAAUUUAUACCCAAGAUAGAAAUAAAGAUGUGGCUUGGUAAAUCGA